This is a messenger RNA of Fulvia fulva, 900 nucleotides long. RefSeq lists its product as uncharacterized. The transcript is spliced from 3 exons. Gene Ontology annotation, cellular component: nuclear membrane complex Bqt3-Bqt4. Gene Ontology annotation, molecular function: DNA binding. The record is from RefSeq and is a predicted model, not a curated record. Gene Ontology annotation, biological process: meiotic attachment of telomere to nuclear envelope; mitotic telomere tethering at nuclear periphery. The coding region runs from base 1 to 900 and encodes 299 amino acids. NCBI's taxonomy places the organism in Eukaryota, Fungi, Ascomycota, Dothideomycetes, Mycosphaerellales, Mycosphaerellaceae.
AUGUUCAAGGCCGCAUUCCCCUACGCCCAAGUCGAAGAGGAAACAAGCGAAAAGGAUUACAUCAAGAGCUUGGACGCAGCCUCGAGCGAAGAAGUGGCGGGUAAUGUCUGGAUCGACCCCGGAAGAGCACUCGACCUGUCCAAGGAAUACGGCAUCGAACUGUGGAUCGCCGCACUUCUCGACCCGGAGCCUAUCACGCACGGUACUAGCGAUCCUAAGAAGGGCAUCAAGUCUCCACCGCCAUACAGCAUGGAGAAGGGCAUCGCGAACGGCGUUGGUCGCACACCGGAGAAGACGCCUGCGAAGGGUGGUCGCGCCGCAGCUCGAUCGACAAGAGGCACGCGCGGCCUGCGCUCCGUGUCGCCAACACUCGAGAAGCCAAAGCCAGCAGGCCGCAAGGUUGCGAGCCCGGUCAAGAAGUCAACGCGCGGUCGCAAGGCCAAGUCGACCGAGGAAGAUGACCCGGCCAAGGAUGAAGAAGCGUCCGUGAACGGCGACAAGGAAGAGACCGUGAGAGUCGAGGUCGAGACCACCAAGGUACCCGACGAGAAUGGCGAGGAGGUCAUCGAAGAGACAAAGGUCCGUGUUACUGCGCCAGCGAAUCACCCAGAUCUGCCACCACCAAAGGACACCGAUGCGAUGCUGAAGCAAGCGCGCGAGAUGGUGGAAGCAGCCAAAGAGGUUGACGGUGUUAAGAGCCGGAAGACGAAGAGAAAGGCGGAUGAGCUUGUUGAAGAGACUGAUGAGCUCAGUGAGGAGCUUAGACCGGCGAAGAGAAUCCGACCAAUUGAGGUUGAGCUACGAAAGGAGCGGAUCAGGCGCAGAGCCCUCACUGGUAUUGUAGCCAGCUUGGCGAUUGGAGCCCUUAUACCCACCGUCAUGACCGCCUUCGGCGCAUGA